AUGUCCACCUUAAUUAUCAAAUUGUACAAUAAUUUUCUAAUUAUAUACACACUAAUUUUUAUAUUUUUGAUACCAAAUUACUCAAAUUCAGUUUCAUUGCCAACAAAAAAAAUAUACACAUCAAACUUAAAUUUUAUCAAGAAUCUCAAUGAUGGAUUCUUUGCAUUUAUUAAUACACAUAAUUUUAAAAAUGAUAUAAACGAUUUUGGAAGUGGACGUAAUGUUUGGCUUUUGUUUGAAAAGCCAAUUUAUGAAACUAUGCCACCACCAAAGUCGUUAAUCCCAAAGCGCAUCCACCUGGAUUACGAAAAUUUGUUGAGAAGCCAUGAUCCGUCAAAAAUUAACUUUAAUACUCGUUUGUGUGAUUUUCCUGGCGUUGAAAUUCGGGACAUAGAUAACUUGUAUGGUAAAAUCUACGAUCGGCGUGUUUUGAUGAAGCAGAUGAGAUAUUUUUUGGAAAGAGAUGAUUUUAAUUCCAUCUGGAGAUUAAUGGAAUAUAACAGGGAUGUGUUUAACAGAAGGGAUUGCGAUCUUUUGGUGAAAGAUUUUGACCACUUGAUGUUCGCAAGGCUGAAAUAUGAGUAUCCUGAGCCUGAGAAUUUGGAUAGAACAAUGCCCUUUCUGGUUUCCAGAUACGUUCUCCAACACGUUUUGCAGCAGGAUCUGGAGUCUCGUCUCAAUUACAAGUGGCUGGAACCCGGAGAAAUACCAGAAAAGCUUCCAAAGUAUAGCGAAGACUACGUUGAGCCUAAGGCUUCCCCAGAGAACCCAAUUCACGUCAGAGAUACUGCCGCCUACCGCUCCCUUAUGAACCGCUUAGAGAACUAUGACGAGAACCUUAGGCUAUGCGCUGUUAGGGACCUCUUCCAUAGGCUUAUAGAGUGCAAGAGGAAGAAGCUAACAAAGUCUUUGAGGAGGUUCCAGAGAUUAAAGCCGUUCAAAUCACUGUCCUACAGACGUAAAGUUGCUAAUAAAAUUGACAUUGACCGGGUUUCACCAUUCCUCUCAAAGCCUAUGCGUUGCACUGAUGAAAUAGUUAAGAUUUAUACUGAUCACUUUGAGGAGGCAGUUAAUAAACAGGACCUCGCCACAGCUUGUAGGCUAUUAAAUCGCUAUUCAAGGAGGAUAAUAUUCAUCGACAAAUUCCCGCUUCUGCGUAAAUUUAUGCGUCUAUUCGCUGAAAUUCAUGCCUCAAAGAAGUAUAACCUCCAGGCCCUAAAGUGGCUUAGAUCAACCUACUGGAGCACAGUAAAAAGGCACAAAUUCCUAAUCAGAUAUAACGAGCCCAUGAUGGUUAUGGAAGCCGGAAAAACACUAAAGGAUCUGUAUGAAGAACAAUUAGAGCAGUACAGAAAGAGAAGAGAUGCUAUAAAUGAUGAAAAAAUGAAGAAGAUGGGAGUAAAUAUGGAUGAAGUUAGAGAUUUUUCAAACGCAUACGGAGAGGACUGGAUUCCUAUACUUUAUCCUAAAGAAUUCGAAGAAGGAAUCAAAUAUCAGCAAGAAAGGUUAGAUAAACUAAGAAAGAAAGCCGAAAAGGAGCUAAACGAAGAAAGGAGGAGACGUAGUUAUGAAGAUUAUGAAAUGGAAGAAGAAAUAGAAGUACCAAAGGAAGAAGAUUUAUAA
Messenger RNA from Theileria annulata, 1623 nucleotides. RefSeq lists its product as uncharacterized. The coding region runs from base 1 to 1623 and encodes 540 amino acids. The transcript has 4 exons. The record is from RefSeq and is a predicted model, not a curated record. Lineage: Eukaryota; Apicomplexa; Aconoidasida; Piroplasmida; Theileriidae.